Molecule: messenger RNA, 6546 nt
Organism: Maylandia zebra (zebra mbuna)
Lineage: Eukaryota; Metazoa; Chordata; Actinopteri; Cichliformes; Cichlidae
Gene: sall3a
Product: spalt-like transcription factor 3a
Biological process (GO): regulation of transcription by RNA polymerase II
Cellular component (GO): nucleus
Molecular function (GO): RNA polymerase II cis-regulatory region sequence-specific DNA binding; DNA-binding transcription factor activity, RNA polymerase II-specific
Source: RefSeq, a predicted model, not a curated record
AGAAAAUCGCCGAUGUCACGAAAUAAAAAUACUCUGCCGCAUUAAUAUGAUGACCCAGCCUUCUGGCGGAUACGGGCGGUGACGGGUGAGAUAUUAUAUGAUGGGAGGUCAAAUCUGGGUGUUCACACAGAAGUCUGAGGACGAUCCAUUGAACAGUAACGUGGUGGUACAUCCUAGUGGUGGCUGAAAGCAAUGGGCUGAACCCCUGCUUGGGGGUUGACUCUCACACACAGCGCAGUCCCCCACACACAGAGCCAUGCCCAACAGCGACAGACCGACCGACGCUGCUAGAGGGCUGCCAGAAGAUAACUUCAAAGUUGGUUUCGAUAUGAGCCCGAGAGCCGAGCGAAGGAAAGACAUCGAGUAAAGCUUUAGUUUUUUUUCUUUUUGUUUGUUUGUUUUGGUUUGGAUUUUUUCGGAAAUCAAGUGGUGCUUAGGGCUUUUUUGAUCAGCAAAUAUCCAGAAAAGACGCUUUUGGAGAGCGCACCGAGCCGAGGGCGCAUACACGGCGAGAGGAGGUACACGGGAGGAACUUCGUCGCGGUCAGACACGCACCGAAGCGACUUCUCUUUGUCGGACACACGAGUGUUUGAUCACACAGACGUUCUUGUUGUUACUGAGAGGAGCACUGUUGCUAAUCUUGGCGCCGCUCUCUCGGAAGACGCGCGUCAAAGUUUGGAGAGCGGAGCUGCGCCUUUAGAAAAGCAAAAGCUGGUGGCAGUUUAUCGCUCUAUUGCAAAGAACUUAACUCGUCCCGUCCACUUCUCCUUGCUGCCGGUGCCCGUGUAGCAACUCAAACAGCGGCUGCUUCACUGGGAAGAUGUCCACCGACAGAAAUCUGACACAUCUCGACUUUAGACGUCGCUUCCUUUGAGUCCGAUUCAAGGAGUUGCGUGUUCACCUCGCCACACGCACAGAACAAGAAAAAUAAAUAAAUAAAAGAAGUUAGAGAGAGAGGCGCUGCGAGAACUGAGCCAGUAUCUCGGGACAGACUUAACGAGAAAACGUUUUCUGAAGUUUUGCGGUAAACGAUGGAUCGUUGAGGCCAGGGAGAGACACUUCGUCAAAGAAAAGAAAGAAAAAAGAAGAAAGCGCUGGUGAAUCCUUAGCACUUGUGAGUCAGUGCGCUUACUCAAAGGAGUAGGGGGCAAAGGAGCCCGGCGUUCCCCUCGUUGGAGACCCCAUGUGAACUGGACUGUUUGCGAACUUUUUGUGUGUUGAUUCGCUCUUCGCUGAUGUAUCUGCAAAACGCAGACACAUCUCGGAGCGCAAACGCAGCAGCAUCGCCACCACUAAAGCCAGCAGCAUGUCCCGACGCAAGCAAGCCAAACCGCAGCACCUCAAGUCGGACGAGGAUCCCGCACUAGCCGGGGUGAUUUCCGAGCACGCCCGAGGUGAUGUGCUGGAUGAUGCCGACAGCGGGAAUGAGAGCCGCAGUGGCAGUGAGGAGACCCAUGUAUGUGAGAAGUGUUGUGCUGAGUUCUUCAAAUGGUCAGACUUCUGUGAACAUUUAAAGAGCUGCACUAAGAACCCCCUGGUGCUUAUAGUGAAUGACAAUGAGGACACACCUAACCCCUCACAGGAGUACCCUACAGAGCCCUCCCCUGUACCCAGCUGCCCUAGUGAGCAGGCUGACAGUGAGGACCCCAGGGAGGGGAGCCACAGCCCUGCUGGUGAGGGGGAUGACAUCCCAGAGACAGCAACCUUAAAUGGGGUCAGUGUCCUGGAAAAGGAGGACGAGCAGAUGGAGCUGGAGCUUUCUCCCGAAAAAAAUGUGGAUCCUGAAGAAAGAGAUGUGACAUCCCCUGAGCCAGAUGGCUCCCUACCUCAGCUCAAUGAUGUCGUUCCCUCUGCUGUUACCAGUUACGCCAUGCCAAGCACCAAUGUUACCUUAGAGACUCUUCAUGGCACCCGUGUUGCAGUUGCCCAGUUUUCACAGAGUGUAAGGGCAGCAGCGGGCAGUGGGGUUUCCACCAUGGCUAUUCCCAUGAUCUUGGACCAGCUGAUGGCCCUCCAACAGCAGCAAAUUCAUCAGCUGCAGCUAAUAGAACAAAUUCGCAGUCAAGUGGCUCUCAUGAACAGACAGUCUGCCCCACAGCCUGCUCUUAACCACCAUCACAGCAACGCUACUGGAAGCCAGGGGCCCGUCUCCUCCUGUGUCCCUCCUGUUGCAAGUCAGCUUCAGCUACAUAAUUUUAUCACUCCCCCAGUCCAUCAGCUGCCUGUUAGACUGCCGGCCACUCUCAAUGGUCAAGGACCUUCACCUCUGACCUCAACAAUAGAAGGGCCUCUCUCUCAAACACCACAAAGCAGCAGUCAGCAAUCUAACUCUUCAGCUCCGAUCACAUCCUCAACUAACUCAGCUUUUCCUCCACCAAGUGGUACUGGAUUGUCAUCUCUACUUCCCCCCUGCUCAUCCUCUGUCACAAACAACAGCAUUAGCACUAGUAGUAGUAUAACAGGAGGCAGUGGCAUUAGCAGCAGCUCAACUCUUUCCAGGAACUCUAGCACCCCUCCUUCCCUCACUCACAGCACCCUCCUGAGCUCUUCUUCCAGUCUACCGCUGAUACCUCACAGCUCUUCGAGCAGUGUUAUCUUCCCUAAUCCACUGGCCAGUAUAGCAGCCACAGCCAAUGCACUCGAUCCUCUCUCUGCUCUAAUGAAGCACCGCAAGGGGAAGCCCCCAAAUGUGUCUGUAUUUGACACUAAGCCCAGCUCUGAGGACCCCUUCUUCAAGCAUAAGUGUCGGUUCUGUGCCAAGGUGUUUGGCAGUGACAGUGCCCUACAGAUCCACCUGCGUUCCCACACUGGAGAAAGGCCCUACAAAUGCAACAUAUGUGGCAACCGCUUCUCCACCAAGGGGAAUCUGAAAGUCCACUUCCAGAGGCACAAAGAGAAAUACCCACAUAUACAGAUGAACCCCUACCCUGUGCCAGAGUACCUGGACAAUGUUCCCACAAGCUCAGGCAUCCCAUAUGGCAUGUCAUUGCCCCCAGAAAAACCUGUUACCACAUGGCUAGACAGUAAGCCAGUUCUUCCCACAGUUCCCACCUCUGUCGGACUCCAGCUGCCUCCAACAUUACCGAGUAUGAUGGGAGGAUUUGGUGAGUCUCCAAGCCUCACUCCGCUCAACAGGUCUCCUCAGAGGCCAUCCCCACCCUCAAGUGACUGUGCAUCUUUGUCCCCAAAUAUCAUCACUGACUCAUGCAUGACCACUACUUCACCAUCCCCAAAACCAAGCCUAGGGUGUGAGGCACCUCCUUUACUGAAACCCGAAGGCAUUCUUUUGCCCGCAAGCUGCUCUACUAGACCGGGAGAGAACACGACUAGCACAACGACCAUAACUCAAGUGCUUCUUUCCACUACUGUCACCUCCACAUCAUCGUCCAGCAGUGGACAGGUCUCUGAACCCAUCUGUAGCCCCAACUCGGCCUCUAAUUCUGUCUCCCAUCCUGUCCUUCCCAUGCUCUCAGACCAUUUUAAGGCCAAGUUUCCCUUUGGAGGCCUCUUAGACUCUAUGCAAACAUCAGAGACAUCCAAGUUGCAGCAGCUUGUUGAGAAUAUUGACAAGAAGAUGACUGACCCCAACCAGUGUGUUAUCUGUCACCGUGUUCUGAGUUGCCAGAGUGCUCUGAAGAUGCACUAUCGCAUCCACACUGGUGAAAGGCCUUUUAAAUGUAAGAUAUGUGGGCGGGCAUUUACAACCAAGGGAAAUCUGAAAACACACUUUGGUGUCCACAGGUCCAAACCUCCACUUCGGGUUCAGCACUCUUGUCCUAUAUGUCAAAAGAAAUUCACCAAUGCAGUUGUACUACAGCAGCACAUCCGUAUGCACAUGGGCGGGCAAAUUCCCAACACACCCAUCCCCGAAAGCCUGCAAGAAAUGGAUACUGACCCCUCCUUUGAUGAGAAGAGCUUAGAUGCCAUGAGCAAUUAUGAUGAUGACCUUCUGGAUGAAAUGGAGCAGGCCAUAGAUGAUGAAGCUGAUUUAAAAGAGGGAGAUAUGGACUCAUCCAAACCUUUUUCACCUGGGAGCUCUCCACCAACUUCUGUAAUCUCCAGCAUUGCUGCAAUGGAGAACCAGAUGAAGAUGAUUGACUCUACCGUCAACAUGACUCGUACAUUUGGUCUGAAGCCUUUGCAGAAUGGCAGUAGCUUUGGAGGGGAGACUGACUGCUUUACCACUGAUUCUCUGUCUGCAGUUGGGGAUGCUGAGGGUCAAAGCUUGGGGAGCCCCGCUUUGUCUGAGUCCUCUGGCUCUAUCCAGCAUUUGUCCCCAGCCCACAGUCAUUCUGAGAGCCAGCGAUCCAAAUCCCCUGCUGCACUCAACAAUAAUAACAUCAGCAGUGCCAUGACAGCAGAGGAGGUCCAAGACAACAAUACAGCUGGCCUGGCAACAGUAAAGUCGGAAAAAUCCGAGACGCCAUCUCCGCUUCCUGCAACUGAAGGCACUGGGGCCCUUGACCUGACUGCCACUCAGCCAGGCAGGCACUUUAUCAAAGAGGAGAGCCACUUCAACGUGCUGUUUCUAAACAGAGAUCGAGGGCUGAGCACUCCCAAUUUGGCCAGCACUGCAUCAAACAUGAUUAAAAUGGAAAUGAACGGCCAUGGGAAGUCAAUGUCUCUGAGCGACAACCCUCACCUGCCCGUGGGCAUUCAGGUUCCAGCUGCAGCGCCCCCAACCACCAUGAGCCCUAGCAUCAACCCCAUGUUGGCUCCCCCGCCUCCACGACGCACUCCUAAGCAGCACAACUGCCAGUCGUGUGGGAAAAAUUUUUCCUCAGCCAGUGCUCUGCAAAUCCAUGAGCGUACACACACUGGGGAGAAACCUUUCGCCUGCUCUAUUUGUGGAAGGGCUUUCACCACAAAGGGCAAUCUCAAGGUUCACAUGGGAACGCACAUGUGGAACAAUGCCCCAGCCCGAAGGGGUCGACGACUGUCUGUGGAGAAUCCCAUGGCCCUGCUGGGUGGGGACGCCAUGAAGUUCAGCGAGAUGUUUCAGAAAGAUCUUGCUGCUCGGGCCAUGAACGUUGACCCGGGCUUUUGGAACCAGUACGCAGCCGCCAUCACCAAUGGCCUGGCCAUGAAGAACAAUGAAAUCUCUGUGAUCCAGAAUGGAGGCAUCCCCCAGCUGCCCGUCAGCCUUGGUGGCGCAGGAAUCACUUCAUUGGGAGCAAUGCCUGGAGGGAUGGACCGCGUUCACACAGGCAGCAGCCCUCCCAUGACGGGUAUGGAAAAGACUGGUCUGGAUGUCACAGCUAACCGUCCCUUCUCCAGAUUUAUGGAGGAGAACAAAGAAAUUGGGAUCAAUUAAAGAGACUUUUCUGUAUAAUUCCAGGUAGGCAAAGACUACAAGGCUGUUUAUGAGGAAAGAAACUGCUGAUCCAGUCUGAACUCAUGCGUACUAUAUUAUGUACAGAUUAAAUAUUUUUUGUUUGUUUUUGGAAACAUAGUAUUUAGUAUUGAUUAGAGGUUUUUGCCUUUCACCCAUUCCCUGCUCACUUGAUAUUUCGCCUAUACGAAGAAUACUUUGUCUCUUGUUUGAGAAUAUGUCGUCUUGCAAGAUUUGCAUGGUACUUAUUGGUUUUUAUCAGUACGUUUGACUGCUUUUAUGAAUUCCUUUGAAAACCAGGAUCCUGCCUCAGUUAUGAUUAGAAAGGAUCUUAUCUGGACAGGACUAAAACACAAAAAGGACAGAGUUUUAGCUCAAAGUCAGUCUGAACAAUGUCUGCCAACCUCGUUUAUGGUUGCUAUUUUAAAUAUAAAGGGCCAUGGAUAGACUGAAGAAAAGACUGAAGUAUAACGUUCUGUGUUCGCCUGAUUUUUUUUUUCAUGAUCUAGAAAACUUGAAAAAAAUAAUGUUUGAACUAUUUUAAUCUUUACAUUUAGUCUCCCAGCAUUGUCUUAUAUUAUUGUCGUGUGUCUUUAGUAUUUAUGAUAUUGACAAAAAAAAGCGGGUAUACAAAAAUAUAUUUAAUGGCCCAAGCAUUUUAUUGAUCUUUUUUUCUAAACUGCAGGCUUCACUCAUGAAAAUCUCUUUCAAUGAAGACAAUAUGUCAUUUGAGUUGAACAACAGAGAAAAACAGUAGGUUUUAUUUGGAUAUCGGUUGAGACUAUGAUUAUCUCAUUACACAGUGAAGAAGCUAGAGAUAUCCGAAGCUGCUAUGACCACAACCCUGCUUUUAACCUUUGUAAAAAAGAAAAAAAAGUGACCCUUUUGAAUAAAUAUCUAUGUAUAGAAAUAAAGACAAAUCUGAAACAGGUAUGCAUAUUUUGUAUCACUUAAAAAAAUAGACAUCAUGAGUUGAGAGUAUUUGUCAUGUUUGUGAAUGCACUUUUUAAAAACAAGACGUUUUGUCUGUGAGUUACCGUUAACCUUUUGACUGAGCUAUCUAUCACGUGCUGUUUUCAUUGUUUUCAGCAUACCACUCCUACAAUUGGCAGAGUCAGUUCUCUGUCAUUGCAUCUGUGCUACUCGUCAGAGUACAAACUCAUCACUCAAUCAACCUUCUUAAAUAAAAUAAAACGAAAACAGGUGUGUGUGUU